GCAGAAUGGAGACUUUCAAAGGGAGUGAAGUCCUCCCAGGCCGCCAGGAGGUGGAGACACAUGAUGUCACAGAUGUGGGUGUAUAAAACUAGUGAUUACCAACUGCAGUUUGGAAUAUUUAUGCUUCAUCGGAGCAAUGCAAAGCCCACCCAAACCUCAGUUUUCCAGUUGGCUCAUCGAGCAAGUGGAGACCGGCCAGUAUAAGGGGCUCUGCUACGUGGAGCAAAACAAAUUCAGAGUGCCGUGGAAGCACAACUCCAGGAAAGACUGUAACGAUGAGGACAGCAAGAUAUUCCGGGCGUGGGCAGUGGCGAGUGGAAAAAUCAACGAGUUUCCAAACGACAAGGCCAGAUGGAAAACUAACUUCCGCUGUGCUUUAAACAACCUCUCUCUGCGCUUCAAGAUGGUUAAAGAUAAUUCCAAGAACCAGGAAGACCCUCAUAAAAUCUAUGAGAUUAUUAACACUGACUGUAACUAUGACGAUUUGCCAAUGCAGGACAUCCAGGAGGAGACUGACUUAACUCCAGACAUCUUCAGCCAAACCAUUGAUCUCCCACCAGGAGAUGAGCAGAAUCUACUGCAGCAUUUAAUGGCUUUAGAUCUUGGCAACCAACCAGCAGACGAUCAGCUGCAGGAGAGUAAUGCUCAGCACGAUAAUCCCGUCUUCAGUAAUUGUCCUACUGUAACUGAGAACACCCCACAAUAUAUACCUGAUGAUCAGUUGCUCUACCAUCACCAGGUAAAUCCUGCUCCAGUGCUUUGUUCACCUCAGCAGCCCAGUCUGUUUGACCUGGAGAUCUCCAUCCACUAUAGAAGGAGGGAAAUGCUGAAGACGACGGUGCACGCCAACCGUCUUCAGCUCCACUAUCACAGCGAGGAGCCCCAAUUCAACGCCUAUGCUAUUUGCUUUCCUUCCACUGAGGGUCUGCUGGACCACAAACAGAUUGAUUACACAAACCGCAUACUGAACAGCAUCCAGCGUGGCCUGUUCCUGGAAAUACAGGAGACAGGGAUCUACGCCAGGAGGCAGGACAAGUGCCACGUGUUUGCUAGCACCAGCGACCCCAGCAUAGCUCAUCCUAACCCCCAGAAGCUGCCCCAAAACACUGUGGUGGAGCUCCUCAGUUUUGACAAAUAUAUUAAUGAGCUUAAACAGUUUAAGGAGAACAAUGGCCGCUCUCCUGAAUACACCAUCAACAUGUGCUUUGGAGAGAGGUUUCCAGAUGGAAAACCGCUGGAAAAGAAGCUCAUUGUUGUAAAAGUGGUGCCUUUAAUUUGUCGAUAUUUUCAUGACAUGGCCCAGAUGGAGGGGGCUUCAUCUCUCCACUGCUCCAACAUCAGCCUCCAGAUUUCACACAACAGCCUCUUUGAUCUCAUCAGCUCGGUGUUUUCUCUGCCCGGAGCCGAGGAGCCGCUCUCCACUGCUGUGCCUUUCAUAGAUCAGAUUUUUAAAACUUGAUUUCUCGUUGAUCUUUAGUGGAAGUGAUGUAAAAUACUAGCUAUUUUGAUGCACUCAGGUUAAUGGGUUAAAAUAACUGGCUACUUACAAUUAAGGUGAGAUUUAUCAUCACUUAUCUAAUUUUCCCUUUUUGUUUGCACUACUGAAACACUUGAUACUUAAACCACUACAAAAGUACAAACAGUCUUCUUAGAUGUUGAACGUUGCAAAAAGAUGCAACUCUAAAUUUACUGUCAGCUUCUUUUUAUUUCCAUUUUAUAUACAAAAAUAUUUUUUAGAUAAGCUCCAAUCUUCUUUUUUUUUACCUCUGCAACAAAUGUUUGUCUUUUAAGAGCUGAUAUAUAGCGAAUUAUACGUUAAACUAUGACUCCUAUGCAGCUCUAUCCCACAUGGCUUAUAAACUAUGUAAAUACAUUGAUGGUGCAAUUACUUGUCUAUAUGUUUUCAAACUUGUACUUAUGUUUUCAAACAGUUCAAUUAAAUAAAAAUAAAAACCUGAA
Cyprinodon tularosa is the source of this 1959-nucleotide messenger RNA. RefSeq names its product interferon regulatory factor 7 (gene irf7). Gene Ontology annotation, molecular function: protein binding; RNA polymerase II cis-regulatory region sequence-specific DNA binding; DNA-binding transcription factor activity, RNA polymerase II-specific. The record is from RefSeq and is a predicted model, not a curated record. Gene Ontology annotation, cellular component: nucleus. The transcript is spliced from 10 exons. NCBI's taxonomy places the organism in Eukaryota, Metazoa, Chordata, Actinopteri, Cyprinodontiformes, Cyprinodontidae. Bases 137 to 1459 code for a protein of 440 amino acids. Gene Ontology annotation, biological process: regulation of transcription by RNA polymerase II; immune system process.